AUGGGGCAAGAUGUUGAAAGCCAGCUCAUUGAGAAAUUAAAAUUGCGUAAGUUUUCAUUACAAAUGGACGAAUCCACAAUCCGGGACAGUGAGGCUCUGUUAUUGACUUAUGUGAGGUAUAUUGACCACGAGGAGUUUCAGGAAGAGAUGCUGUUCUGCGAAUCGUUUGAAACCACCACAACUGCAAAUGAUAUUUACAUCAAAAUCAAACAUUAUUUGGAUGCAAACAAAAUACCAAAGGAAAACUUACUGGCAUGUGCGGCAGACGGUGCACCUGCCAUGAUGGGCAAGAAUACGGGAUGCUUAAAAAUGAUGAAGGAUGAAAAUCCAAACAUGUUGACUGUCCAUUGUUUUUGUAUAAAUCAAAGUGCCGAACAUGUUCGAUUAUUGCUUCAUACAGAAGUAAGAUGGCUAUCAAGUGGAAACUGCUUAAAGAGGUUCAUGGAAUUAUUUGAUCAGAUUAACGACUUUCUUAGUGAUAAAUGUGAAAUGAAAUUGCUGUCAACAACGGAUGGAAAAGCAUUUGUCAGUUAUUUGACAGACAUAUUUGAGAAACUUGGAAACUUGAAUAAACAACUUCAAGGUGCAAACAUGACACUUAUUGAUGCAAAAGCAAAGAUUUUUGGAUUUAUUACAGCUCCCGAAUUAUGGAAAAAGAAAUUUUCCAAAAGGAAUUUCAGUGAACUUUACUGGUUGAGUAAAUGUGAAAUAACGAAUGAUGCUGGCAUUGUAAUUAUUGAUCAUUUAAAUAUCUUGAUAAAGGAUUUCAAUGACAGAUUUUGCGAUUUAAAGGCAAUGAAUUUUCCUUCUUGGUUAACUCAACCGCUUCUGAUUAACGUUUCUGAUGCUACAAUCCAAUACCAAGAAAAGUUAUCAGAAUUACAACAUGAUUAA
This is a messenger RNA of Octopus sinensis (East Asian common octopus), 894 nucleotides long. Its product is annotated as protein ZBED8-like. Bases 1 to 894 code for a protein of 297 amino acids. The transcript is spliced from 2 exons. NCBI's taxonomy places the organism in Eukaryota, Metazoa, Mollusca, Cephalopoda, Octopoda, Octopodidae. The record is from RefSeq and is a predicted model, not a curated record.